GUCAAUAAUAUAUUAUCAUUAUCUCCGAGUUCUCCACAAAGCUUGUCCCGCAUGUCCAUUUCCCCGGAGUAGGCUGAGAGGCGUUUCUUCCCCCGCAUAAUCGACGUAAUAUGUCGUUCGACGGCGUUGUCAUAAGUUAUUAUGCGGGAGGUGAGAGAAUUUCGACCCAAGGACUGUACUUAAAGCAGCUCGAGACGGAAUUGAAUGGUUAUUUUGGGGCUAGAAGAUUUUCAAAGGAAAUUCUCUCCUUCUCCCCAAAGCCUGACUUUGUUUCCGAAUCACAAUGAGGUUAUUGCAUACCCUCACACAGGCAGCGUGUCUUCUGUCUCUGGGUUUUAUGGCUGAUGCUAUAUCCCCCUCAAGGGAUAAUGCGUGCCAUCCAUUACAGCCGUUCAAGUCUCUCCCUCAGAGCCAGACCAGGUCAAAAACCUGCCAUGUUGAGAGUAAUGGAGAUGGCAGUGACGACGCAUCGCAUGUCUUAUCUGCUCUAAAAGAGUGCAACAAUGGUGGUAAAGUGGUGUUUGACGAGGACAAGGAAUACACCAUAGGAACAGCCUUGGACAUGACAUUCCUAAAGCAUAUCGAUCUAGAAAUUCUAGGGAAAAUCCAAUUCACCAACGACACCGAUUACUGGCAAAAGAACGCCUUCCAACAGAAUUUCCAAAACGCAACAACCUUCUUCCAACUCGGUGGCGAGGACGUUAACCUCUACGGUGGUGGCAUACUGGACGGCAACGGCCAGGUGUGGUACGAUCUCUACGCAGAAGAUGCUCUCAUUCUUCGCCCGAUCUUGGUUGGAAUCAUUGGUUUGAAUGGAGGAACAAUCGGGCCUUUGAAGCUUCGCUAUUCGCCUCAGUGGUAUCAGCUCGUGGUCAACUCUUCGGAUGUUCUGUUCGAUGGUAUCGAUAUCACGGGGUAUAGCAGUAGUGAUAACGAAGCGAAGAAUACCGAUGGAUGGGACACAUAUCGUUCCGAUAAUAUCGUCAUUCAGAAUUCAGUCAUUAACAACGGCGACGACUGCGUUUCAUUCAAACCAAACAGCACCAAUAUCCUCGUCCAGAACCUCCACUGCAACGGCUCCCAUGGUAUCUCCGUCGGCUCAUUAGGCCAAUACGAAGGCGAAGUCGACAUCGUACAAAAUGUUCUCGUGUACAACAUCUCUAUGUUUAACGCUUCCGACGGCGCACGUAUCAAAGUAUGGCCAGGAGCAUCAGCUGCCCUCUCUGAAGAUCUCCAGGGAGGCGGCGGUUCCGGAAGCGUGAAGAAUAUCACCUACGACAAGAUGUACAUUGACAAUGUCGACUAUGCCAUCGAGGUUACCCAGUGCUACGGACAGUCGAACCUGACCCUGUGCAACCAAAACCCGAGCAACUUGACAAUUUCAGACAUACAUUUCAAGAAUUUCCAAGGGACAACUUCUGGGAAGCAUGACCCGAAUGUGGGUACGAUUGUGUGUUCGAGUCCUGAUGUAUGCUCGGAUAUCUACGCUAGCAACAUCGACGUUACUAGUCCUAGUGGAACGGAUGCUUUUGUCUGUACAAAUGUCGAUGAAACCCAUUUAGAUGUUGACUGUACAUCAUCUAAUUAGGAGGUUGAAGGAUAGAUGUCGAUAUGCUUUAUAUAUUUCUAUAGCAUCUACCGUCAACGAUGGAAUUAUGAUGCAAAUCAAAGCUUCGGUAUAUAUAUAUUGAUCUCCAGAAAUGACACAAAUGCACCUGAAUAAUUUACAUCCUCUCCCAACAUCCCGCAACUCACAAUCGAUCAGCAAUCCUAUGUCGAUGGACCCAGCUUCGAGCUCGCUUUCCAUAUAUGUACCUAGGAAUAGUAAAAAGCGUAGCCGCAACAGUAAGCCCCCCAAUGGUAAAGAAGCA
Messenger RNA from Aspergillus wentii DTO 134E9, 1871 nucleotides. Its product is annotated as putative extracellular exo-polygalacturonase. NCBI's taxonomy places the organism in Eukaryota, Fungi, Ascomycota, Eurotiomycetes, Eurotiales, Aspergillaceae. The record is from RefSeq and is a predicted model, not a curated record. Gene Ontology annotation, biological process: carbohydrate metabolic process. Gene Ontology annotation, molecular function: polygalacturonase activity. Bases 284 to 1588 code for a protein of 434 amino acids. The transcript has 9 exons.